CAAGCACUUUGCUCCACGGGGUCCAGGUUGCUUCUGGCCACUGAAUCAACUCCCAACUGGACUUUGUUGGCACCUGAUGAGGUCUGAGGCAACACUUCUGUGGUCCACCUGAUGGAGAACCACAGAAGACUUCUGGAACAUCUGUGAAGUAUAUCAGUGAUAUUAGUGUGGACAUCGUCAGAUGACUGGUGUGGACGUGUCCCGCUGAGAUUAUCUGGCCCACUUUGAGAGACAUGAGCGGAGCUUGCGUCCUCCUGCAGCUGCGGACCCUCUUACCUCCUCCAACCGGAGACACUGGCAGUCACCACACCCGUGGCCACACCCAGACGGUCUGACUUUCAGAGGAAGUCCUAGCUGCACCUCACACAAACAAGCAGAAGUUAAGAGAAGAACAUGCCGGCAGCAGUGGGCGGUCCUGUGGGCUACACCCCCCCUGAGGGAGGCUGGGGCUGGAUGGUGGUGAUCGGAGCCUUCAUCUCCAUCGGCUUCUCCUACGCCUUCCCCAAGUCCAUCACCGUCUUCUUCAAAGAGAUCGAGUCCAUCUUUGACGUGACUAGCAGCCAGGUCUCCUGGAUCUCCUCCAUCAUGCUGGCAGUCACCUACGGAGGAGGUCCCAUCAGCAGCAUCCUGGUCAACAAGUAUGGGAGUCGGCGUGUGAUGAUGCUGGGAGGAUGUCUGUCCGGUCUGGGCCUGGUUGCCGCCUCCUUCUGCAACUCCGUGCAAGCCUUGUACUUGUGCAUCGGUGUGGUGGGAGGACUGGGAUUGUCCUUCAACCUCAACCCUGCCCUUACCAUGAUCGGGAAAUACUUCUACAACCGGAGACCCAUCGCCAACGGCAUCGCCAUGGCCGGCAGUCCGGUUUUCCUCUCCACGCUGGCCCCUCUCAACACCUGGUUCUACGACCGCUUCGGCUGGAGAGGAAGCUUCCUGAUCCUGGGCGGCCUGCUGCUCAACUGCUGCGUGGCCGGGUCCCUCAUGAGGCCCAUCGGACCCAAGGCCAAGCCCGCCGAGAAGACCACGGGGAGGUCGGGCUGCUCGCAAAUUCUAAACAGCUUCAUUGACAUGUCCUUGUUCAAGCACCGCGGCUUCCUGCUCUACAUCUCGGGCAAUAUUAUUAUGUUCUUUGGUCUUUUUGCUCCGCUGGUGUUCCUCAGUAACUUUGCAAAGAGCAAGGACAUCCCAAAAGAGAAAGCGGCAUUCCUGCUGUCAGUUUUGGCCUUCGUUGACAUGGUGGCCCGGCCCUCCAUGGGCAUUGUAGCCAACACCAAGUGGGUUCGGCCCAGGAUUCAGUAUUUCUUUGCCGCUUCUGUGCUGUACAAUGGCGUGUGCCAUGUCCUGGCCCCCAUGUCCGUGGACUACAAAGGCUUUGUCAUCUACUCCAUCUUCUUUGGCUUUGCUUUUGGCUGGCUCAGCUCCGUGUUGUUUGAGACCUUGAUGGACCUGGUGGGAGCCCAACGCUUCUCCAGCGCCGUGGGCCUGGUGACGAUCAUCGAAUGUGGACCCGUGCUGCUCGGCCCGCCUCUGCUAGGCAAGUUCAAGGACAUCUACCACGACUACAAGUACACCUACCAGGGCUGCGGGAUCCUCCUCAUCGUCUCCAGCUUCUUCCUCUUCAUGGGGAUGGGCCUCAACUAUCGUCUGCUGAGAAAGGAGAAACAAGAGGAGGAGCGGCUGGCCAGAGCAGGACAUCCCAAGUCCUCCAGGGUGGUGGAGGCCAGAAGCACCGACACCGUCUGAGCGUUUGCUCCUGACUCCCACCUUCUAGAACCUUUACACUCUCCCUCACACGCACUUAAACAUGUGUAUUCUAUUACUUCUUUGGUUUGCAAUCACUUUACACACUAGAUAAAUUGAUGUUGUUAUAUUCAAUAUGGGCUUCACGGUGGCAGAGGGGUUUGUGCGUCUGCCUCACAAUACGAAGUUCCUGCUGUCCUGGGUUCAAAUCCAGGCUCGGGAUCUUCCUGUGUGGAGUUUGCAUGUUCUCCCCGUGAAUGCGUGGGUUCCCUCCGGGUACUCCGGCUUCCUCCCACUUCCAAAGACAUGCACCUGGGGAUAGGUUGAUUGGCAACACUAAAUUGGCCCUAGUGUGUGAAUGUGAGUGUGAAUGUUGUCUGUCUAUCUGUGUUGGCCCUGCGAUGAGGUGGCGACUUGUCCAGGGUGUACCCCGCCUUCCGCCCGAUUGUAGCUGAGAUAGGCGCCAGCGCCCCCCGCGACCCCAAAAGGGAAUAAGCGGUAGAAAAUGGAUAUUCAAUAUCUGCAAUUGUAUUGUUUAUUCUCCUAAACAUACACUGAGUGUUUGUACUUGUGUGUGUAUUUCUGUAAAGACUACACAUUCUCAAUAUAAACAUGAAUAAUUGUUUCCUCUUGUUUGUCUGCAUCAGCGUCCAUCAAGCUGCUGACUUAGCCAUUUAGAAAUGUUGAUAACUGCAACAUUUACGUAUUCUUGUUAAUGGAAAAUGUAUUGACAAGUUCUAGAGAAUUUUAAAGUUUUUUUGCCAGGUUUGAAAUGUAUUUCUGAAACAACACAGAAAUGACAACUGUUUGUGCUCCAGUGGAACUUGAACACUUUCUUGUGCCCCACACAAAUAAAGAUUAUUCAUCAAAUGUGGUGCGGUGCAAUGAGUCUCAAACUAUAAAGCAACUCUCUUCAUUGAAGGCCAUAUUGCAGUUAUGCAGCCCUCAGAGGGCCACUAUAGUACAUGUGAAUCGCCUCUUGUUUUGUAUAUGUGUAAUGAUGGAUCACUCAUAACUCAAGGUGACAAAGAGAUAUUUAUGUUAGUAGUGUCCCAAUCUGAUAUGAUAUCACAUAUCGUCUGAUAUCUUAAAAACAACGAUCA
Molecule: messenger RNA, 2837 nt
Organism: Nerophis ophidion (straightnose pipefish)
Lineage: Eukaryota; Metazoa; Chordata; Actinopteri; Syngnathiformes; Syngnathidae
Product: monocarboxylate transporter 1-like
Exons: 6
Coding region: 394-1737 (447 amino acids)
Biological process (GO): transmembrane transport; monocarboxylic acid transport
Cellular component (GO): membrane
Molecular function (GO): monocarboxylic acid transmembrane transporter activity
Source: RefSeq, a predicted model, not a curated record